This is a messenger RNA of Staurois parvus, 681 nucleotides long. Lineage: Eukaryota; Metazoa; Chordata; Amphibia; Anura; Ranidae. The record is from the annotation of a GenBank genome assembly.
AUGUCCCGCUUACUGGCCGCCGACUGGUGCGAGGAGCUGCCCUCCGAACCGUACCUGCUGGACGCCAGCGACCCCCGAGCCUGGCUCUCCAGCCCCGCACUGGCCGCCGCCCCGGACUACCUGCUGUCCCAGGCCGGCGGGAGGAGACCCAAGGUGUGGAAACUGAAGGGGCUGCAGGUGGAGGAGGAGGAGGACGACGACGACGAGGACGACGAUGGGGGCGAGGAGUGCCACCAGAGAGCCCCGUCAGGGAAAGCCCCCAACGGGGUGCAGAAGCAGCGCCGGCUGGCCGCCAAUGCCCGGGAGAGGAGGAGGAUGCAUGGCCUCAACCAUGCCUUCGACCAGCUCCGGAACGUCAUCCCCUCCUUCAACAACGACAAGAAACUUUCCAAGUACGAGACCCUGCAGAUGGCUCAGAUCUACAUCAACGCCUUGUCCGAACUUCUCCAGGCACCUCCCGAACACCCCCCACCCUGCUCUAACUAUGGGGGGGAAGCACGGAGGUUCCCUGCCGACUACCCUCUGCCACUCGACCCCAUCAACUACUCCAGCCACAAGUCCCCUUCCUCUCCACCUGCCCAGUCUUCAGGAGAGGAGAGCAAACCUUCCCCCAGAGGUCACAGGAGUGAUGGAGAGUUCUCCCCACAUUCCCACUACAGCGACUCCGAUGAGGCCAGCUAA